UGGGAGGCGCACUUUUAUAUCUUGCUGUCGCACGUACUUUGCUAUCUACGCUUGGUCGGGGAUUUAAAUCCUCCUGUAACUCGCCUCUUUUUAAUUAUACAUGCGCUAAGCCGUACACACUGUCAUCAUGGGCAAGAAGUUCUACGGCCUCACGGGCACGAAGCUCAAUAUUGCCAUUGCUGUCGUUGCAGGCACUGACUUUGCACUCUUCGGAUAUGACCAAGGUGUGAUGGGCGGGCUGCUCACUCUGCCCUCCUUCGUCCACUACUUCCCCGAGAUCGACACCCUCAAUCCUCCCAACGGCGAUGCAAGCCACACAGCCACCAUCCAGGCUAUCACCGUGGGCGCCUACACGCUCGGUUGCUUCUUCGGCGCUGUUGCAACCAUCUGGCUUGGUAACAUGCUCGGACGCAAGAAGACUAUUUUCAUCGGGAGUGUCAUCAUGAUCAUCGGCGCUGUGAUCCAGACCGCAUCGUUCGGCCUCGCGCAGCUCAUUGUCGGGCGCUGGAUCACGGGUUUCGGUAACGGGAUGAAUACUAGUACGGUUCCUACGUGGCAAUCAGAAACGUCGAAACCCCACAGACGAGGCCAGAUGGUUAUGAUCGAGGGCUCACUGAUUGUCUUUGGUGUCAUGCUUAGUUACUGGCUCGAUCUGGGGUUCUCUUUCCUGGAGCCAAGCUCCAUCGCCUGGCGCUUCCCGAUCGGCUUUCAGAUCAUACUUGCUAUCUUCAUCCUCAUCUUGAUUCCAGGAUUGCCUGAGUCCCCACGCUGGCUCGUAUUGAAGGGGCGAGACGAUGAGGCUUGGGACGUCUUAGCUGCACUUAGUGCUCUUCCGAAGGAAGACAAGAAAAUCGUUGCAGAGCUGCAGGCUGUGAAGGAUGUUGUGUUCGAGAUGUCAAGAGGCGGGUUCAGGGAGUGCUUCAAGACGAACCGCAACAGAAACUUCCACCGCACAGUCCUGGCUUAUGUCAAUCAGAUGUUCCAACAGAUCUCUGGAAUCAACCUGGUCACUUACUAUGCGGCGACAAUUUUCGAAGGAUCACUCGGUCUUUCGCCAUUCUUGAGUCGUCUUCUCGCUGCUUGCAAUGGAACUGAGUAUUUCAUCGCAUCCUGGAUCGCCAUCUUCACCGUUGAGAGAUAUGGUCGCCGCAAACUGAUGCUGUUUGGUGCCGUUGGUAUGAGCGCCACCAUGUGCAUUCUCGCAGGGACCACCAGCAACGUUGAAAACAAAGCUUGUGCUUUAGUUGCCACUGUCAUGCUCUUCGUUUUCAACUCCUUCUUUGCCGUUGGGUGGCUCGGGAUGACUUGGUUGUAUCCGGCAGAAGUGACACCACUCUCCAUCCGAGCCCCCGCCAACGCCAUCGCCACAACGGCCAAUUGGGCAUUUAACUUUAUGGUGGUUAUGGUCACUCCAGUGGCCUUCGCCAACAUCCAAUGGCGGACAUACAUCAUCUUUGCGGUGAUCAACGCCGCGAUCGUUCCCAGCGUAUACUUCUUCUUCCCUGAGACCGCCGGUCGUUCCUUGGAGGAGAUGGACGAGAUAUUCCACAAGACUACCAACCCAUUCGACUGCGUCAAGAUCGCCAAAGAACUCCCGCACCGCUUCGAUAAGCGUGGCAACCCGCUCUUCGACUAUAACGAUACAGAGGAGGCGAGAGACGUGGAACGGAGGAGGAGCUCAGUUACGGGUGCGGCGCCGGGUAUGUUCAGCAAAGACACUCGGGAGCACAACGAGAAGAUUGGGAACAUGUGAGGUGUAGAAGGCAGUAUGGUUAGAAGUCUACAAUUAUAGCGGAGGGAAAUCUACGACACAUAGGUGCGAGCAAAUGAGUAACCUGGGCUUGAACAUCUUCGCCCGCAAAAUCGACGUCCUGAAUACGAAACUCUUCUUGAGUUGAAUGACCGGUCGAUCUCUCUAUAA
Messenger RNA from Boeremia exigua, 1921 nucleotides. RefSeq names its product general substrate transporter. NCBI's taxonomy places the organism in Eukaryota, Fungi, Ascomycota, Dothideomycetes, Pleosporales, Didymellaceae. The transcript is spliced from 4 exons. Gene Ontology annotation, biological process: transmembrane transport; carbohydrate transport. The record is from RefSeq and is a predicted model, not a curated record. Gene Ontology annotation, molecular function: carbohydrate:proton symporter activity. Gene Ontology annotation, cellular component: membrane. Bases 128 to 1753 code for a protein of 541 amino acids.